AUGUAUCACACAAGUUCCGAAUCAGCCAAAUGGAUACCUCCGCUAUGCUUGAGUGCAGACGCAGAUUCGCUUCUUCAACAGGGCCCCGCGCAGCAGUUGGGCAAGCUGCUUGGGUUCUGUUUGGCAGCUCUUUCUGCUGCUUGCUUGCUGAAGAUCCACACGUAUGCUGUCAAGGAGGACAUGUUGUCGCAUCUUUCCUCCCCGUCAGAAGGUGAAGCAUCGCAAGGGGAAGAGGCUCAACAUGAGACUGGAAGCUCCACAGAGGAACAAUGUCCAGCACAUGAGCAGCAGGCCUACCAGGCAGUGACUGCGAACCCCCGGAUCCGACUGGGAGCAGCAAGACGAGACCCUGAUGCCUUGCCGACCCUUCGCCCCUUCCGCUUGCCCGGGCUGAGUCCGCAGGACAUUUUUCAGAUCGGCGCAGACUCCUCUGCCGGCUCAACGGGGUUGAGCAGCUUCCGCUCCGUUGAGAGCAUGACGGAUCCAGCGAUGGACAUGAAUGUCAUGGAGCUGCAAAGGGAGAUCAGGGCAGCGAUGGAGAAACUGCAGUCGCUGGAGUCCCGGCUGUGCUCAGUGGAGAAGGGGAGCGUGUCCGGGAACGAGGAUGAAGCUGUGAGUGGCUCCGCCUCCCUCUCUGACCACGAGGCUGCUGGUUACUACUCACUGGGAGGGAGGGAGAGCGAGGUGAAGUCGGAGCCUGCUAUGGCUGGUUGGGAGGGGAGGCUGGAGGGGAGCAGGGAAGAGGCGGGCCCAGUUGCCAGCAAGAGCCCACGGAGCGUUGAGAAUCGCUCGGAAGCUUCAACCAUCUGCUCUGUGCAGACUGACGGGCAGCCAGACUCGCUCUUCCUCGACGGUAUCCCGAUGCAUCAAUCCCUGCGGCACUGCCAGGACGCUGAGGACUUCUUCCUUGUCCACAACCCAUCCUCGAGGGAGAUUCCUCAGGAGGAGGAAGAGAGGGACGCCAACAGUGUGCAGACAUUUUUUCAGACCAUUAUGAGCAAGAGCUUCUCGAGAGAGCUUCACUUCUGA
Molecule: messenger RNA, 1029 nt
Organism: Guillardia theta CCMP2712
Lineage: Eukaryota; Cryptophyceae; Pyrenomonadales; Geminigeraceae
Exons: 3
Coding region: 1-1029 (342 amino acids)
Source: RefSeq, a predicted model, not a curated record